AUGGCGAUGGAUCGAGAACUUGUAACGUGUACGAAGGGAGAUGGGUUUUGGACGAGGCGUAUCCUCUGUACGAUCCGACGUCUUGUCCGUUUAUCCGCAAAGAGUUCGACUGUCGGAAAUAUGGCCGUCCUGAUUCUCUCUAUCUCCUGUAUCGAUGGCAACCUUCUCAAUGCUUUUUACCACGCUGCUCCUUCCUCAGAAAUCAUAAGGCAGAGCUCCAUGAACAGCACCAUCUCUUCUGUCAUUUUCAAGGACUAUGACGUGACGGUGAUGCUGUUCCACUCGGCGUAUCUGGUCGAUAUCGAGCAAACGGAGAAGGGUCGGGUCAUGAAAUUGGACUCUCUCAAGAACGGCGACAUUUGGAAAACCAUGGACGUCUUGGUCUUCAAUUCCUGGCUGUGGUGGUACCGCCGAGGACCAAAGCAACCGUGGGAUUAUUUACAAUACAGAAGCAAGAUCGUGAAGGAUAUGGAUAGAAUGUUUGCGUACAAAAUGGCAUUGAGGACUUGGACUCGAUGGGUCAACUCCCAAGUCAACGCAACCUCCACCAAGAUCUUCUUCCAAGGAAUUUCUCCCUCCCAUUACAAUGGAUCGGAGUGGAACGAGCCGGGCGUCACAAACUGUCUAAGGGAGGAACAACCGGUGGAUGGAUCGACCUACCCAGGAGGCAAACCGAUGGCUGCAACAGUGUUGAGAUCGGCCUUAGCCCCGGUCCGGAACAAGGUGCAGUUAUUGGACAUAACAUUGCUGUCACAGCUGAGAAAAGAUGCACACCCAAGCCGUUACAAUGGCUUCAAGAGCAUGGACUGCACCCAUUGGUGUGUCCCUGGUCUCCCUGAUAUUUGGAACCAGCUUCUCUUUGCUUCUCUCUUCUCUUGAUUCAUGACUAUGGCUCCGUUGCUUCUGAUUCAUGAACAUUUUUAUAUGGAUGAUCACUUUCUCUCAUGACAUAAAUAGAUUACACAUUGCUGUGGUUUUUCUA
Messenger RNA from Tarenaya hassleriana, 982 nucleotides. RefSeq names its product protein trichome birefringence-like 40. The transcript has 5 exons. Bases 1 to 879 code for a protein of 292 amino acids. The record is from RefSeq and is a predicted model, not a curated record. Lineage: Eukaryota; Viridiplantae; Streptophyta; Magnoliopsida; Brassicales; Cleomaceae. Gene Ontology annotation, molecular function: O-acetyltransferase activity. Gene Ontology annotation, cellular component: Golgi apparatus.